This is a messenger RNA of Rattus norvegicus (Norway rat), 2297 nucleotides long. RefSeq names its product guanylate-binding protein 3-like. The record is from RefSeq and is a predicted model, not a curated record. Lineage: Eukaryota; Metazoa; Chordata; Mammalia; Rodentia; Muridae.
CCAGGUCCUGGUUAUGUGACAAAACUCACAGAGCUCAUCAGAGCAAAGUCCUCCCCAAGAUCUGAUGGGAUAGAAGAUGCUAGAGAGUUUGUGGGCUUCUUUCCAGACUUUAUCUGGACUGUACGGGACUUCACUCUGGAGCUGAAGUUGGAUGGUCACUGCAUCACUGAAGAUCAGUACCUGGAGAAUGCCUUGCAACUGGUUCCAGGGCAGGAUCCCCAAACCCAGACUUCCAACUGGCCAAGGGAAUGCAUCAGACAAUUCUUUCCUAGGCGGAAGUGUUUUGUCUUCGACUGGCCAGUGAGUGACCCACAACUCUUAGCCAAGAUUGAGAGUAUAUCAGAAAGCCAGCUGAACCCUAAUUUCCAGAAGCAAUUGGAGAACUUUUGUUCUUAUAUCUUCAGUCAUGCAACUGGCAAGAGACUCGGAGAGGGGAUCCUGGUCACUGGGAGUCGACUGGGGAAUCUAGUGCAGACCUACGUGGAUGCAAUCAACACUGGGACAGUACCUUGCUUGGAGAAUGCAGUAAAAACAUUGGCAGAGCGUGAAAACUCCACAGCUGUCCAGAAGGCAGCUGAGCACUACAGUGAGCAGAUGGCCCAGCGAGUGAGGCUCCCCACAGACACGCUCCAGGAGCUGCUAAGUGUGCACUCAGCCUGUGAGAAGGAAGCCAUUGCUGUCUUCAUGGAGCACUCCUUCAAGGAUGACCAGUGGAAGUUCCAGAAGAAGCUUGUGGUCACCAUUGAGGAAAGGAAGAAAGUUUUCAUGGAACAGAAUGAAUCAGCAUCUCUCAGUCACUGCCAAGCUGAACUGGACAAGCUCUCAGCAUCCCUGAGGGAGAGCAUCUCACAUGGAACUUUCUCUGUUCCUGGGGGCCAUAGUCUCUACCUAGAGGCCAGGAAGAAGGUUGAGCAGGACUAUGAACAAGUGCCCAGGAAGGGAGUGAAGGCAAGUGAGGUCUUCCAGAACUUCCUGAAGUCACAGAUCACUGUGGAAGAAUCCAUCUUGCAGUCAGACAAAGCUCUCAGUGAUGGACAGAGAGCUAUGGCAGCUGAACUGGCCAAGAAGGAGGCAGCUGAAAAGGAACUGGAGUUAAUGAGGCAGCAACAGGAGAAGAAAGAGCAAGAGAUUGAGGCUCAAAUGAGAAGCUUCGCAGAAAACAUGACCCAGCUGCAGAAGAAGAUGGAGAUGGAAAGGGAGAACAUUCUGAGAGAUCAGGAGAGGGUUCUGGACCACAAGCUAAAGGCUCUAAAAGACCUACUUCUUGAAGGAGUUGAGGAGAAAUAUGAAGAUUUAAGAAGAGAAAUAAAGCUGAGAGAUGAAGAGAUUAAAGCCAUGAAACACAGUUCAAUUCAGAAUAUCCUUGAGAUCGCUGGCAAUAUACUAACUGAAGUACUUCCUGUGGUAUGCAAUAUGGGGAUGCAGAUUCUUAGCUCAUAUAUAGUAGGAUAGGACAUCCAGUAAAGUAUAGUAAGAAGGCUUCAUAUGUGGUUGUAAUACUGUUAUAGGCACCUUUGCAGUGUCUCUGUUCUCAUGGAUUCAUUGAACUGCAGUUUUAAAUUAUAGAAUUGUCAAAUAAUGUCAGACACCAACAACUCUUGCACAAAAAAAAUUGAAAAGCAACUAAGGUUUAAUUAAAUAAGUAGAAAUUACUCAUGAAAAUUAUUUAACUGAGGCAUAGAUGCAAAUGGUCCACCCAUAAAUUUCCACCAUCAUUAUUGCCUAUAUAUGAGCUGAACCAAUACAACAAGAAACAAGACAAAGUAGACAGGAAAAAAUCCCAUGAGACCUCUACCUUACAAAAAGAACUACAGGUGGCUAUGGGGCACUGAGAUCAAGAGAAAUAGUAUUCUCCAAGGAAUGACACACCAGUUGGUUAUCUAGUACCAAACGGUCAGUGUUGUGAGCUAUGCCCUUAAAACCCUCCAUUAUUGAUAUAAUAUUAUAGUUAGAGUUAAGUAUGACUGAGUUCAUUAAGAGGUCAAGGAUGAUGAAAAAUCCUCAGGCAGCUGCAGAAGGCUAAUACAAAUCUGGUGGUCAGAUGUCUAAUGAUAUGACAAACUUGUGACCUUUCUGAAAAAUACAUCUGGUGGUAGGUUGCCUAAUGAUAUGACAAACUUGUGACUUUUCUGACAUCCUGUUGACAUCAGCUGAUUGCCUAACCACAAGAACAAUGUGUCCGUGGCCUGUGUAAAUGUUUCCCAGUUCACCCCUCCCUCUGUUACCCCUGUUAUGGUAUAAAUUCAGCUUUGGGAAAAAAUAAAAUUUGUUGCCUUGAUCAGACUCUUUUCUUGGCA